Messenger RNA from Linum tenue, 2164 nucleotides. The record is from the annotation of a GenBank genome assembly. NCBI's taxonomy places the organism in Eukaryota, Viridiplantae, Streptophyta, Magnoliopsida, Malpighiales, Linaceae.
CUUCUGAAUAAAACAAAUGAUGGAGGUAUAGAGAGAACAUAAAAAGAGUCGUUUAGGGAUUGUGAAUUGGUGAUGAUUUUGUGGAAGAUCAAACCAUCGACGAAGAAGGCGAAGAAGAACAAGAAACAAAACGCACGAUAUAUUAUAUUUUGUCGUGUCUGUUUCAUCUGUCAUCCUCCCCAAUGCUCUCUUUUUCUCCUUCUCUUCCUCCGUCGGUAGCAACGGUGGUGCAUGUGAUUGGGGAAUAAAUCAUGGUUGCCGAAGAAGUUAUCAUCGGAAGGACCAACGGCGACGAUGGCUCGUUCCUCCUCGGAACCGGUACUAGCCGUGAAAUAUUCUGGGGCGCCGUUGAUGCCUCUCCUUCUAAUGUCGGACUAGCCAUUGUCGUGACAGCCGUGGCUGGUAUCGCCGUGGUUGCUACCCUCGUUUAUACGAGUAGGAGGAGAAAACCAGCUGCUCUCCUACCACAACAAUGGAGGGCUUUAUUUACACCAGAUGGCAAACUCUCCGAUGGGGGUGUUAAGUUCCUGAAGAAAGCUCGUGUUGCAGGUAUAGAUCCAAGCAUCAGAUCGGAAGUUUGGCCAUUUCUCCUGGGCGUAUACGAUGUCGGGAGCUCGAAAGAAGAACGAGAUAAAGUUAGAGCUCAUAAUAGAAAAAAGUAUGAAGAUCUGAGAAGACAGUGUCGAAGAAUCCUUAAGCGUCACGAUACAAGCUUUAAGCCAAAAGAAGUUUACGUGGGCAAUCGCAGGGAGAAUGGUUGUGCAAAUGAAAACAAUCCAAGCUGUUCCCAACGACAAUGUUCCUUCUCCACCACCACCACCACCAGCAACCCAUCGGAAACCUCCGUGGGUUUCAAAGAGUCCGACUUCGUAACAUGGCAGAGAACAAUGCGCGUCGAUGCAGUCAGAGCAAACGGAGAAUGGAUCACCUACUCACCAUCUCAAGCAUCAUCAGUGUCCGAAGCAAGAGCACAACGACUAGCCAAGAGUGUCAGGUUGAGAGACUACAACCACCUCGAGCCGUGCAGGAUCCACCACGCCGCACGUUUGGUCAGGAUCCUCGAGGCGUACGCGUUGUACGACCCCGAAAUCGGGUACUGUCAGGGAAUGAGCGAUCUUCUCACUCCCAUCAUCGCAGUGGUGGACGACCAAGACGACUUCGAAGCAUUCUGGUGCUUCGUCGGGUUCAUGAGGAAAGCCCGACACAACUUCCGCCUCGAUGAGAUGGGGAUACGAAGGCAGCUCGACAUGGUGUCGAAGAUUAUCCGGUGUCAGGACGGCCAUCUUUAUGAGCACCUGAAGCAGCUUCAGGCGGAGGAUUGCUUCUUUGUUUAUAGGAUGGUGGUGGUGCUUUUGAGGAGGGAGUUGAGCUUCGAGCAGACGUUGAACCUGUGGGAGGUGAUGUGGGCGGAUCAGGCGGCGGUCAGGGCGGGGAUUGGGAAGUCAACUGGUUGGUGUGGGAGGAUGAUGAGAUUGGGAGCGCCUCCGACGGAUGAUCUGCUGCUUUAUGCUAUAGCGGCGGGGGUGUUGCAGAGGAGGAAGAUGAUCAUCGAAAGGUUUGAUUGUAUGGAGGAGAUCAUGAGGGAGUGCAAUGGCAUGGCGGGGAACUUGGAUGUGUGGAAGCUUUUGGAUGAUGCACAUGAUCUCGUGGUGAAUUUGCAUGAAAAAAUUUAGCGACGGGAAUGAGAUCUCUUUCUUUUUUUGGAUGAGCGGGCGGAGAUUCAGAACAUGGUCAAUGUUCUGAAUCGAUGUUUGAAUCUAUGGACAAUAUGGAAGAGAGAACUGGUUGAACUGGAGUAGCCAAAUGCAUCAUUAACCUACAGUCUGAUCCAAGUAGCAUGAGGCACGUGCAAUCUCUGUGUGAAUCAACAAGGGCCUCUUGCACACAACUUAACCAAUAUGGUUUCCUUUCACUUCCAUGUUCUUGUUCAAAAUUCAUUAUCUUAAGGUCCCUUGUAAUAUUUUGAUCAAAAGUAUUGCCUAUAGUAGAACAUAUUUAACUUUAUCUUUUUGUUUCAUCUCACCUAUUCUUUCACAAAUUUGAGUCGUCCCUCCCUUGCUGGGAUAUGCAACGGUUUGGUUCGAACCAAAUAAACAUUUGGAUAGAAUUACCUCAAAAUAAAUAUAAUAUAACUCGAUUUUUAUCCUAUGAAUUUUUAUAAAUA